UGCAGCAUUGUCGUCACAGCCACCUCGGCGCCAACCAUGCUGGGAGCUCAGCGCUUCACGUUGCCUUCUGCAUCUCCGACCAUGACAAUAAGGUUGGUAUCUCAGAGUACGCCCUCUGAAUCUGAGUAUACACUAUUGUCGCAUGGUUUUCUUGAGCCGCAUUCCUGUUUCAGGAUUCAAUAGUCUUGUGCUCAACAUGGAUGUAGUAGCCGCCGGCAGGGCGCGUGUAACAAAAAUGCUUCAACACCCACCCUGCGCCGGCCGCUUCUAUUUUGCAAGAUCCUUUCUCGUUGCCCAGGUGAACAUGAUUUUGUCGAUUUGACAGUGAUAUUGAUUGCUAGCUAUGAGAAGAAGUCGUGCUUCGAUUUCGUCCUCGUCGGAUCAACCUUGGUGGCAGAACUCAUCCGAUUCGCAAAGAGCAGCAGGCUCAGCAUUGACAGCGAGCCUCGGCGGUGCUCCCAACAGCGGCACUAGUCAACGAUAUACGACUAUCUUUCUCACGCGGACACAAUACACGACCUACAUAUACUCAAAUUCGCCUUCUACUCGAUCUUCAGGAACAGCCACAUCGCGAUCCCCUUCUUCCAGCCAUUCAAUGAGCAGAGGCUCUUCUCGUCUUACUUUGGCAUCUUCGUGGUCGGCUUUGUUCACGUACCAACCAACCACUUUCUCCACCACUACCACAGCGACAGUGACAACACAUUCAACAACGACGGUGAGAACUAUCAUUUAUAUCACAAGUACACGGACCGUUCAGGUAGAAUCGAGUGCAGCAACAACAGGUGCUACUACUGCUGCGCAAGACACAACAGCGACAACUCUUGCGACUGCUUCAAGCUCAACUGGCGGAGCUGCCGGUGGGGGUAGAAGUAGUGAUGGCAACGGAGGUUCACAUGGUUCGUCGUUAGUGAGCCCGGACGGAAGUUCGAACCACUCGGCUGCUAUAGCUGGAGGCAUGACUGGAAGCCUAGCAGGCAUUGCAUUGAUAGGGCUGCUUUUCCUGGUUUUCUUUCGUAGACGAAAACGACAAAUCCCAUACCAGGAGAAAGACACAGUUUCUGGACAGCCGCGAAUGUCUUCGUCUUCCCAAGCGUUACCGAUUUUUCUCGCAGCGCAUUCGAACAGAAAUAGGAACAGAGACAAACAAGACACUGCAGCUGAUAGGUUGCCCGUGAUCGACCACAAUCUCAUCCAUAUGGAUGUUGGCCAUUGGGAUCGACCUUAUGUCCAUGAAGACCACCACCUCCGCGACAACAACUCUCCAUUACGCCUCAUGAAUCCAGAUCCAACGCCGACACCUCCCGUCGUCUUUCGAUCCCCUUCAUAUUCUCCGUCGCCCGACACGGCGCCGAACAAGUCCCACGGCUUCCUCCAUAAACAACGGUCUGCAUUGACUGCAGCCAUAUUAUCCAUCAAGCGCUCCUUUUCAAGUCAGGAUGUGGCAACUCGACACGCAAGCGACGAGUCUUAUCUACAGCCUUCGGCCCAUUCAUCGGCGCACCCCUCACCUCUCCACAUCCAAAACAAAAACACGAAUAAACUCACAAUGCCUUCCGAAGCCAUCCUUGCUGGCAUAUCCGACUCUCGACCGAUGUCUUCCCAGUCAGCCAUGUCGAACAACACUAUCAUCCGCCAUAAAGCUCCAGAUGAUCCAUUCGUCACUUCUGCUCCCGCUACGCCAAAUUCGCCUCUACCAAAUUGCUUGCAACCAGGACAUGGAAUCGCUCGCCGCGACUUUCUCGCUCCUCCACCACUGCGUACCCGGAUACCUAUACAGGCAUCCCCUACACCCCGUCAUGGCGCGGUAAGCCCGAUAAGCAGAAGCAACAGCGAUUGCAGCACUAGAUUUGAGAGUUGGUCUCCCACAAGAAGCGAGGUAUCUAGUGUAAGUGUACGUAGUGGGCCGUUCGAUCUUGCGACUGCUAGUGUUGUUGAUGGGGAGAGUGGACGGCAGGCUCCUACUCCCAGUAGAGGGCAGAGAGAGCAGACGCCUAAUUGGGAGGUUCAUGUGUUGUCUGGGACAUGAUUUGGUGAUCGCUUUGGUAUUGUAUCAUAAGCUCUGUGAGCUGUUUGUAUCUAUGUCAAUUAUACCGGCUGGUUCGGUCAUGUUUUGGAAUAUAAUCUGAUCUUGUUCCAGAAGUAUGUCACCGCGAUUUGGUCUCGAUAAG
Aureobasidium subglaciale EXF-2481 is the source of this 2168-nucleotide messenger RNA. RefSeq lists its product as uncharacterized. The transcript is spliced from 2 exons. Bases 344 to 2026 code for a protein of 560 amino acids. The record is from RefSeq and is a predicted model, not a curated record. Lineage: Eukaryota; Fungi; Ascomycota; Dothideomycetes; Dothideales; Saccotheciaceae.